AAAAUGGCAGCUUGGGGUGCUCUCGUGUGUCUGUUAGCGGUUUCUUGGGUUAGUGCUUACCCGAGCCCACCGCAAUUUGUUUAUCCCGAAAAUGCACGAUAUGAUAUUUCAAGAAUUGUGUCGGGAUGGGAAGCGAAAGAUGGCGACAUCCCUUACCAGCUAUCUCUCCGUAUGGUAGGACCGAUUGGUACCGUCAACGCCUGCGGUGCUACUCUUAUCCACAAUGAAUGGGCUCUGACAGCCGCUCAUUGCACUGCUAACCGUGUCACUGUGAUCAUCCGUGCUGGCGGCGUCUCCCUCCUUCGCCCAGCCGCUAUAUUCGAGACGACUGACUACUACAACCACCCUGAAUACAUUGAAUCCCUCUCACAAGUCCAACCUCAUGAUAUCGGUCUGAUCAGGCUGAACCACUUCCUUGAAUAUUCCUCCGUAAUCCAGCCAAUAAGGCUCCAGGCCUCCGUAGACAAGGACAAGAAUUACAAUGACGUCAGGCUCCAGGCCAGCGGAUGGGGCAGAACAUGGACCAACGGUGCGUCUCCCGUUAUUCUUAACUGGGUAUACCUCACUGGAGUGUCGAACCAACGUUGCAAGGACUCUUAUGGCGGAAGCAGCAUCGUUAUUGACUCUACUAUCUGCGCAAGAGGCUACAACGUUACCAGUCAAUCUACCUGUCAGGGUGACAGCGGUGGUCCUCUAGUCACUGAAGAUGUUGACGGUACCCUUACCCAAGUCGGUAUCUCAUCCUUCGUGUCCAUCACCGGCUGCCACACUGACUUCCCCGCAGGUUUCAUCCGUCCUGGUCACUAUCACGAUUGGUACCUUGAGGUCACUGGCAUUAACUUCGACUGGGACCCGAGUCAGGCGGUAACAACUACGACUGCUGCUGAACCUACUGAACCCGAUGUGACUACUGCUGCUCCUGAAGAAGAAGAAGAAGAAGAAGAAGAGGUGGAGGAGGAAGAAGAGGAAGAGGAAGCUAGCGAAGAGGAUGGUGAAACUAGUGAGGAGAAUGGUGAAACUAGUGAGGAAGGUGAUGUAACUAGCGAAGAACAGAGUCAAGAAGACGAAAAUGAAGAAGAAGGAGACAACGAAGAUGAAGGAGACAAUGAAGAUGAAGGAGACAAUGAAGAUGAGGGAGACAAUGAAGCAGAAGAAGACAACGAAGAAGGACAAGCUUAAGUGUUUUCUCUGAUUCACAAUU
Messenger RNA from Vanessa atalanta (red admiral), 1201 nucleotides. Its product is annotated as collagenase-like. The transcript has 9 exons. Gene Ontology annotation, biological process: proteolysis. Gene Ontology annotation, molecular function: serine-type endopeptidase activity. The record is from RefSeq and is a predicted model, not a curated record. NCBI's taxonomy places the organism in Eukaryota, Metazoa, Arthropoda, Insecta, Lepidoptera, Nymphalidae. The coding region runs from base 4 to 1179 and encodes 391 amino acids.